Messenger RNA from Nematolebias whitei (Rio pearlfish), 3044 nucleotides. RefSeq names its product ER membrane protein complex subunit 1 (gene emc1). The transcript has 23 exons. Bases 34 to 2931 code for a protein of 965 amino acids. The record is from RefSeq and is a predicted model, not a curated record. Gene Ontology annotation, biological process: protein folding in endoplasmic reticulum. NCBI's taxonomy places the organism in Eukaryota, Metazoa, Chordata, Actinopteri, Cyprinodontiformes, Rivulidae. Gene Ontology annotation, molecular function: protein binding. Gene Ontology annotation, cellular component: EMC complex.
CGCCUCCCGUUGAACCACGGCAAAGCUGCUGCAAUGGGAAAGCUAAUUUUGCUGUUGCUGAAUUUGAUAUUUUUAUGUGACAUUGUAGCGGCUGUGUUUGAGGAUCAAGUAGGAAAAUUUGACUGGAGGCAGCAAUAUGUAGGCAAAGUUCGCUUUUCUCAUUUCGACACGCAUAUGCAGUUAUCCAAAAAAGUGCUAAUAGCAACAGAGAGUAAUGUUUUUGCUGCAUUAAACACCAGGACAGGUGACCUCUUUUGGCGACAUGUGGACAAGACUGGACUGGAGGGAAACAUUGAUGCUGUUUUGCAGCAUGGGCAAGAUGCUGUGCUAGUGGUUGGUAAUGGGCGCGUGCUGCGCUCUUGGGACAUCAGUGUUGGAGGCUUAAACUGGGAAAUUGUGCUAGACUCUGGCAGCUUUCAAUCAGCAUGUUUGGUUGGUCAACAAGGCACAGUCAAACACGCGGCUGUUUUGAAGAAAUCUGUCAUCUCUUUUCAUUACUUGACUAAUGGUCAUCUAAAAUGGAUAGAGAACCUACCAGAAAGUGAAACUGUGAAUUACCAGGCUGUGUAUUCAAGUGGAAAUGGUCAAGUCUAUGCAAUGGGAGUUGUCCCCCAUUCCCACAUUGCUAUUGUUGCUUACAGUAUGGAUGAUGGUGAAAUAAUCAACCAGAUUUCAGUUGAUGCUCCAUGGCUGUCAAACAUACCAGCCAGCUGUGCAGUCAUUGGCCAGGGAAUAUUAACGUGUGUAGAUGCUACAACCGCAUCCCUUUACACACUUGACUUACACCAACAGUUACAGAUGACACAAGUUCCCCUGCAGUCACUUGGUCUUGAAGUAGACCCAGGUUUUCAUCCAUACCUGGUGUCACACCAGCCUAGCCCAGCCCGUCAGCCACUAUCAGAGUUCCUACUUCAACUUGGGCCUGAUCAUCAUUUACUUCUCCAGCUCAACGAUGGUCAGAUUGUUACUCUGAGGGAUUUUAAGCCUGCUUUGCUUGUUUCAUUUGCAACAACUGGAGAGAAGACUGUUGCUGCUGUCAUGUCACCCAAGAAUAAAACUGCUUGCAGCAUUAAUCUCUUUAGUUCUGAAACUGGACGCAGACUUCUUGAUACAACUUUGAUUUUCACUGUGGAUCCUAAUGGAGGAAAACCAGAGAGGCUUCAUGUACAAGCAUUCUUGAAGAAGGAUGACUCUGUUGGCUACAGAGUCAUGGUGCAGACGGAGGACCAUGCACUCAUUUUUAUACAGCAGCCAGGGCGUGUAAUGUGGACAAGAGAAGAGGCUCUGUCAGAUGUGGUGACAAUGGAAAUGGUGGAUCUGCCCCUCACAGGAACGCAGGCUGAGCUGGAGGGAGAGUUUGGCAAAAAAGCAGCUAUACAAGAUGGUUUGAUGUCUAUGGUGGUGAAGAGGCUCUCCUCUCAGCUCAUCAUGCUGCAGGCCUGGAUCGCCCACCUCUGGAAGUUAUUUUAUGAUGCUCGCAAACCCCGCAGUCAGGUCAAAAAUGACGUCACCAUCGAGAAUCUGUCUAGAGACGAGUUCAACUUGCAGAAAAUGAUGGUUAUGGUUACAGCAUCUGGAAAGCUGUUCGGGAUUGACAGCAAGACUGGCAGCAUAUUGUGGAAGCAUUACCUUGACAACAUCCCACCAAAUGCUGCUUUCAAGCUAAUAGUGCAACGAACGACUGCACACUUCCCUCACCCCCCACAGUGCACGCUACUCAUCAAAGACAAGGACUCGGGUUUGGCGACACUACACGUAUUUAACCCCAUUUUUGGACGGAAAAGUCACGUCACUCCACCUGCUCUGUCUCGGCCUAUACUUCAGUCCCUUUUGCUCCCACUCAUCGACCAGGACUACGCCAAGGUCUUGCUUCUUGUUGAUGACCAGUACAAGGUGUCGGCCUUUCCUUCUACCAAGAACGUGCUGCAGCAGCUCCAGGAAACGGCUGCCUCCAUCUUUUUUUAUCUCGUUGAUUCCAGUCAGGGGAGACUCUCUGGUUACAGAUUACGAACGGACUUGUCAACUGAGCAGGUCUGGGAAGUCGUAAUUCCGAAUGAGGUGCAGAAGAUAGUUUCUGUUAAAGGGAAAAGGCCCAAUGAGCAUGUUCACUCACAGGGCAGAGUGAUGGGAGACCGAAGUGUGCUGUAUAAGUACCUGAACCCCAAUCUACUGGCUGUAGUGACUGAAAGCACAGAUUUGCAUCAGGAGCGCAGCUUUAUUGGGAUCCUGCUGAUUGAUGGCGUGACUGGUCGCAUCAUCCACGAGGCGGUUCAGAGGAAAGCCAGAGGACCGGUGCAUGUUGUGCACUCUGAAAACUGGGUUGUUUAUGAAUACUGGAGCACCAAGUCUCGCAGGAAUGAGUUCUCUGUCAUUGAACUUUAUGAAGGAAUGGAGCUCUACAACAGCACUGUGUUCAGCUCUCUGGACCGGCCAAAUGCUCCUCAUGUGCUUCAGCAGUCUUACAUUUUCCCUGCAUCCAUCUCCACCAUGGAGGCCACCCUGACUGAGAAGGGGAUCACCAGUCGCCAUCUGCUCAUUGGCUUGCCAUCUGGAGGAAUUUUGUCUUUACCAAAGAUGUUUCUUGAUCCACGCAGGCCAGAAAUAGUUUCCGAGCAAAGCCGGGAAGAAAACCUGAUACCGUAUGCACCGGAGCUGAUCAUCCGCACAGAGUGGUUCAUCAACUACAAUCAGACCGUAUCGAGAGUGCGAGGUAUUUACACAGCUCCCUCUGGACUGGAGUCAACCUGCAUGGUAGUGGCAUACGGUCUCGACAUCUACCAGACGCGCGUAUAUCCCUCGAAGCAGUUUGACGUGCUAAAGGAUGACUAUGACUACAUGCUGAUCAGCAGUGUACUCUUUGCCCUUUUCUUUGCCACCAUGAUAAGCAAACGCCUGGCGGAAGUCAAACUGCUCAACCGGGCCUGGCGGUAAACAGUCCCCCAUGUCCUGCACCUGAGAGCCCCACGGCUGCUUGAAGGACCUCAGUCCGAGAAGAUGAGGCUGCUACGGCCGAGCCUGUAGAAAAACACAUGCCAACUUUCACU